AGCACACAAUGUCAUGUCUAAACCCCAUGCCCAUGAUGGCCGUUUGUCACAUUCAGUGUUGCAGGCUCCUCCCUCUGAACUUUGGAAAAAAUAUUUCUUUGGAAAUCUGUGUUUGCUGAACAAUCCUACUUUCCCUCCUGCUCAUCUCAGCCACGGACACAACCACAUAGAAAUAUGUUUGUUGCCUGGAUCCCAUUGUUUCUUCUCCUGCUAGCUGCAGGAGCGAGGGCAUUCAUGAUCCACAACAGCCAGCGCAGCCUGUGUCUGCAAGAUUCAGCAGCUACAGGUCAAGUCCUGCUGAAGACUUGCAACCUGGACUCAGAAUCUCAGCAGUGGAUCUGGAUUGCUCAGGGCAUGCUGAUGUGUGUCCAAUCGUCCAGGUGUUUGUCAGCCCUGCAGAGAGAGCCUGUCCAGACUCAGCCCUGCUGGGGGCCCAAUGUGGAUGCCACAGGGUUAAUGUGGGACUGUGACAGGGGCAGACUGAUCAGCAGGAACACUUCAAUGCUGCUGUCAGUAGAUGGUUGGCGUCUGAUUCUUACACAUGACGGCAAACACUCAAAGUGGAGAUCUCUGGAUGAGGGGGACAUCUGCCAGGAAAAACUCAGAUCCAGGAGGGCAUCUGAUGAGUUUGAGGCUGCAGAGGAGCACACAGACAAGUUAGCAGCCAUGACUGAGGAACAGAGAGAAUAUCUGCGCUGGUACUAUCGCACGGAGGACCCGACCACAUGGACGUUUGUGCUUCUGGGACUGGCCUUUGUCUGUCUUCUUGUUGGUUUUCUGCUACUGGGAAUGGGAUCCAUGGCCAACAAGAACAGGAAGAAGAUUGCUAAAUACAAGGCAGCAGCUGCAGCUCAGAAAGACGAGGAGCUGCAGAUGAUUGCAGCGCUCCCAGAGAACAACCGCAGCAAAGCAUCGCCAGUGCUCGCCAGGCAGGUGCAGGGGAACGGAGGCCUGAUGGAGCUCAGAGCAGGAGACAUCAGGGUCACAUGGAAGGAUGGCAACACCUCCUGCCUGUACCCCGACACUGCAGCACAGGAGGGGAACCAGAACCAGGAGGACAAUCAGGAGCAGGAAGAGAACCAGGAGCAGGAUGGAAACCAGGAGGAGAAGCAGGAAGAAAACCAGGAGCAAGAGGAGAACCAGGAGCAGGAGUCAGCUGUGGAGCCAGUGAAGACGACGGAGUGAUGAGUCGAGACACCAACAGCAGCUGGGACAGUGUUUACCAUGUUGUUCAUGAAGACUUGUUAGAACUUGUUAGGGUUGAACCCUUCACCGCCUACAGGAUGCCAACAGUAUUUACAACUUUGAUUGGCAGCUAAUAAAGCAUUAAAACACAUUCA
Molecule: messenger RNA, 1340 nt
Organism: Etheostoma spectabile (orangethroat darter)
Lineage: Eukaryota; Metazoa; Chordata; Actinopteri; Perciformes; Percidae
Product: Solute carrier family 51 subunit beta
Exons: 6
Coding region: 175-1185 (336 amino acids)
Biological process (GO): bile acid and bile salt transport
Cellular component (GO): plasma membrane
Molecular function (GO): transmembrane transporter activity; protein heterodimerization activity
Source: RefSeq, a predicted model, not a curated record